AUGGAUCAAAGAAACGGUGGCUCUGUUGGGGAUCUUGAGACCUCAAUGGAAGGUGAACGUCAAACCUCCGGGCACACCAGGCAAAACAGCAAUGACAACCCCCACUCUUUUUCGCCUUUGGGAGAUUCGUUAGAAGAAGCUCCGGAGGCCAGAGGUCUUCAAGUCACUAUGGGCGGAGAUUGGAUUUGUAUUUUCGAUUUCAAUGUCACAGGUGCUCACCUGGAAAAGGAAUACUUUGUUUCUGGUUUCACAGUAAUACUACCCACUCUGGUAGACAGUCUAGGAAUACCAUCGGCCUCAGCGACAUGGCCUGCUAGCGCUUUUUCGCUCACUCUUGCUUGCUUUCUUCUGGUGUUUGGCCGCUUAUCAGAUAUGUAUGGAUCAUUUCCAGCAUAUGUAGCAGGUUUCAUUUGGCUUGCUUUGUGGAGCCUGGUAGGUGGAUUUUCAACUGAUCUUAUAAUGCUCAAUUUCUGUCGGGCAUUACAAGGCCUGGGUCCAGCGAUGUAUCUACCUUCAAGUGUAGCUCUUAUCGGCAUCAUAUAUCGACCAGGCCCACGGAAGAACUUGGUUUUCGCAAUUUAUGGAGCAUGUGCGCCGCUGGGAUUUUUCGUGGGAAUCUUCUUCGCUGGAUUGGUAGCUGAGUACACACAUUGGGGUUGGUGGUUCUGGAUUGGCUGCGUCUUUGCAGUCAUCACAGCUAUCACGUCUUACAUGACGAUUCCUUCUGAUAUUGCCAAAAAGCGGAAAGUUCGCGACGCACGCCAGGGAACGGACGAUCAAGUGAGAAUGGAUUGGUGGGGUGCAGUUUUCAUUGUCGUGGGACUGAUCCUCUUUACCUUCGCCAUCAUCGAUUCGGCCCACGCACCGAGUGGCUGGAAGACGCCCUAUAUCUACGUUUUAUUCAUUGUCGGGAGCUUGUUGCUUUUUGCCGCUGCAUACAUCGAGAUCCACACCAAGCAAGCCUUGAUUCCGAGCUCUUUUUUCAAAGUCCCCUCCAUGGUACCGCUUGUCUUUGCACUUUUCUUGUGCUACGGUUCUCUGGGAAUAUUCUUGCUUUAUGCCACAUUCUACAUGACUGGUGUCAUGGGUGGUACCCCGUUACAGCUUGUUGCGUGGUAUGCACCAAUGGCUUUAGGCGGCUGCAUAAUUUCUACACUUGGUGGCUUUGUUCUCCACCUACUACCAGGAACAGCCCUUAUUGUCACAGCUGGAGUAGCCUGGAUCGUUGCACCUUUGCUAUUUGCCAUUGCUCCAGCAGGCGCCAAUUAUUGGGCAUAUAUAUUCCCUGCCAUGAUAUGUGCAACAAUUGGUAUCGACAUAACAUUCACAGUGGCUAACAUAUUCUUUACUACUUCCCUAUCAGAAUCACAGCAAGGUCUUGCUGGCUCCAUGGUGAUGCUCAUUCUACAUUUGGGUAUUGCGGUUUGUCUUGGAUUUUCCGAUAUCAUCAACACUUACACCUUAGAUCGUCUGGGCCUGAGGCAAAGUUACCACGCAGUAUUUUGGUUCGAAGUUGCUUGUGCGGGUGUUUCAUUGAUAAUAAUGGCACUCUUUGUCAAAAUCAAGAGAGCAGAGAGUGAAUUGACUGUCGAUGAGAGAAUGGCGGCAAUGAAUGACAUGCAAUUAGAUCAAUCGACGACCGGGGCGAGAAAUAUGGGUACGGACAGUGCAGAUGUUGCAGAUGAUGGAAAGUUGAACUGA
This is a messenger RNA of Botrytis fragariae, 1701 nucleotides long. Its product is annotated as putative drug resistance protein. Lineage: Eukaryota; Fungi; Ascomycota; Leotiomycetes; Helotiales; Sclerotiniaceae. Gene Ontology annotation, cellular component: membrane. Bases 1 to 1701 code for a protein of 566 amino acids. Gene Ontology annotation, molecular function: transmembrane transporter activity. The record is from RefSeq and is a predicted model, not a curated record. Gene Ontology annotation, biological process: transmembrane transport. The transcript has 4 exons.